Diorhabda sublineata is the source of this 3013-nucleotide messenger RNA. Its product is annotated as phytanoyl-CoA dioxygenase, peroxisomal-like. The record is from RefSeq and is a predicted model, not a curated record. The transcript has 11 exons. Gene Ontology annotation, molecular function: phytanoyl-CoA dioxygenase activity. Gene Ontology annotation, biological process: fatty acid alpha-oxidation. Bases 1017 to 1934 code for a protein of 305 amino acids. NCBI's taxonomy places the organism in Eukaryota, Metazoa, Arthropoda, Insecta, Coleoptera, Chrysomelidae.
AAAUUUGUAUUAUUAAAAAUAAUUGUUCUCGACACAUGUAAUCUCGAAAACUCAAUAUAUAAUACAAAUUAAAAUCAUGUUGUAGAGCAAAGUAUCUAAGUAGAUAAAUAGUACAUUUGACAGAGUUAUGAAUCGAACUUUCAACUUCGAAUAUUUGACUGGUAAAAAUUACGAGAAAUUGGAAUUUGGAUAUAUUUAAACAAGAUCUACCAUUAAAUAUCAAGACGAACGUGAAACUAAGCUACAGGGUGUCUCUUCUGUUUUAAAAUUAGUUAAAUUAGUAAAUGCAAUUCUUAUCGUGAAAAACUCCAAUUUACAAUCAAGGUUGAGCAAAAUAAUAGAAUCAAUUUUCUUGAUGUCACAUUAUAUAGAAUUAACAAUAACAUAAGAACAGAAUGGUAUACGAAACCAACUUGGUCCUCAAGAUAUUUAAACUUCAAUUCGUGUCAUCCUAUAUCACAAAAAAGAUCAGUGAUAAUAAGUGUGGCUGAUAGAUCUAUCCAACUAUCAGAUCCUGAAUUUAGAUGCUUAGCUUUUCAAAAAGCAAAAACUGCAUUGAAAGAAAAUAAUUAUCCGGAAAAAAUGAUGAAUAACAUAUUCAAUAAAAGGGUAAACAGAUACUACAAUCAAUUUAAAAACAAAACAAAAACGAAACAUAAAACAUUCUUCCUUACCAUAUGUACAAGGACUUUCCCAACAAUUAUCGAAUUAUUUCAAUAAAUAUGAUAUUAGUAUAAGUCAUAGAGGACAUAAAAAUUGUUUCAGCUGCAAGACUUCACUGCUGAUCGAAUUUUAAGAUUCUCAUUAUUUUCCUUUUAGACUAAUUACUGCGAUAGUAGCUGCAUGGACAGCAAUGGAAAAAGUAGACGAAUCAAAUGGAUGUUUAUAUACGGUGCCAGGCACCCAUAAAGGGCCUCUUUAUGAAGAUGUAUAUCCUGAGGGUUUAAAAAAUACUUGAUAUCACGGAAUUCCAGGAAAAAUUCAUCUUCCUGUUUUUAUCCAUCCACUCCUGCUCCAUGGAUCUGGUCCAAAUAAGUCGAAAGCCUUACAAAUAUAUUCAUGCCGAUUCCAAGUUUACUAAUUGGCAAAAAGAUUUUUAUGAACAAAAUGGAUACAUUAUUAUAAAAGAUAACAUAAACUAUGAAUUAAUAGAUGAACUAAAUCAAAGAUUUAUUGAUAUUUGUGAAGGAAAUGCAGAGGAUGCAAAAUGCCAGAUUAUAAAAGACCCAAUACUCAAGAAAAAAGGAGCCAAAGGAGAAUUUGUUGUGAAUAAGCUACAAGAAAUUACCUAUGAUCCGAUUUUAAGCAAGUAUUCUUCAGAGAAAAGCCUUCUAGAUGUCAUAGAGAAUAUCAUAGGACCAAAUAUAACGGCUGUACAUUCUAUGCUUAUUAAUAAGCCUCCAGAUAGUGAACCUGACAUUUCAAAGCAUCCCCUACAUCAAGAUCUGCAUUACUUUCCAUUUAGACCAGCCCAUAAAAUUGUAGGUUCAUGGACCGCAAUGCAGAAAGUCGACGAAUCCAAUGGUUGUUUAUAUGUUGUACCAGGCUCUCACAAAAGUCCUCUUUAUAAACAUGAAUAUCCUAAGGGUUCCAAUAAUGCUUUAUAUCAUGGAAUUACGGGAAAAGAACAUCUACCUAGGAAAUUGGUGAUUUUAGAAAAAGGUGAUACUGUUUUCUUCCAUCCUUUGAUCUUACAUGGAUCAGGUCCAAAUAUGACAAAAAAUUUCAGAAGAGCCAUAUCAGUACAUUUUGCAGACUCUAAUUGUCAAUUUAUUAAUGUUGCUGGAACUGUUCAAGAAAAUAUUAAAAAAGAAGUAGAAGAUAUUUUACGACAUCGAGGAAUAGAGUUAUCAUUUGAGGAUGGCUGGAAAAUGAAAAGCAAACUGAUAAAGGGUCCAGCAGGAAAUUUUCAAAGAUUUGAUAGCCAUUUGUAAUACAUCUACAGUUUAGUAUAGUUGGGGUCAUGGAAGUUCAUUUUUAAUAUAUAUUGUUGAACAAAUAUUGUUAAAAUAGACGAAAAAUCAAUUUUGUGUAUAUAUUUCUCCUUGUUAACUUUCCAUAUAUAAUGUUCAAUGUUCUAAUGUAUUUGUAUUCAGCUAUUGACAAUACUGUAAUCCAUUUUUCCACAAUCCCUACGAAAUAGUGUCUAACAACUGUCCCGCAUGAGAAAGAAGGGCCAGAGAUAGAGGAGGUUUUUGGACUGUAUGGGAAAGGUUUCAAAGUCUGACCUACCAGGCAGAACAGCAAGGUCUGACAAUACGUAAAAGUAUUUUCCCACCUACACACGCAUCAAGACCAGUGAUAAUAAGACCCAUCAUAACCAUGAAAAUUUAAUAUUUUUGUCCAAAAACGAGCCAGCCAAGUGCAUAUUCUAUUUAAAAUAUCAUAAAUCAAGUAACCUUCCAGAAUUAUUAUUUUACUAACUCCUGCCUUUUCUCUCCAAUUUGUUUUGACAAAUCGUAUUUAUAGCCUUGCUGAAACUAAAAGAAAAAUUAGGUGAAUUUGAAUGUGCCAAAUGGAGAUUCCAAACAAUAAGGUUAAUUAAAACUUUACAUAGAUCUUCCAUUGGUUCCACUAUUUCUGAUAUAUUAGUAAUAUAUCCUGGUUUCCUUCACAUUUACGUUGUAACAAGUCGUUUUCCAAUCCAAUUUUUUUAACAAUAGUUUGUUUUAUUUUGGAAACUGCCAGCCCCAGAGUUGGCUUUACCAUCGACGGAAUGAAAAUAAUAAAUUAACAAUACAGAAUUUUGAUUCAUAUAAUACAACCUGAAAUUUUUGUUAAGAUCUCUUUUUGAACGGUAUGAAAUAAAAAUCACAUUGCUAGAUAUUUUUUAUAAGAACAAUGACUAUACUAAUUUACAAUUAUAAAAAAAACGCCACUUGAAAUUUCCUGAAAAAUUCUUUUAAAAUAAAUUAUGUGUUAUAUUAUGGGUACUAUAAUAAGUUUUUUAUUUACAGAGUCCAUUACUUCUAUCCUUAUAGCUAUAUCACUAGCCAAUAAUUUAUAAAAAUAA